Molecule: messenger RNA, 1050 nt
Organism: Lolium rigidum
Lineage: Eukaryota; Viridiplantae; Streptophyta; Magnoliopsida; Poales; Poaceae
Product: two-component response regulator ORR9-like
Exons: 5
Coding region: 117-794 (225 amino acids)
Biological process (GO): phosphorelay signal transduction system; cytokinin-activated signaling pathway
Source: RefSeq, a predicted model, not a curated record
AGCCAUCUCAUGCCAAGCACGCACACCACCUGUCUUUCCUCUACCAGACUUGCUUUCUCCUCAUAGCAUCCACCUCCUCCUUCAUCACACACAAAAACACAACUGUUUCUUCUACAAUGGCGCUGGCGAUUGCAGAGGCCCAGUUCCAUGUCCUGGCUGUGGAUGACAGCCUCCCUGACAGGAAGCUCAUUGAGAGGCUCCUCAAGACAUCUUCUUUCCAAGUUACCACUGUUGAUUCUGGGACCAAGGCUCUGGAGUUCUUGGGGCUCCAUGGUGAAGACGCUUCGAUUUCUGUCCACGCAGACCACCUGGAUGUUGAGGUGAACGUGAACCUCAUCAUCACAGACUACUGCAUGCCUGGCAUGACAGGAUAUGAUCUACUCAAAAAGAUCAAGGAAUCGUCGUCUCUUAGAGACAUCCCGGUUGUGAUCAUGUCAUCUGAGAACAUACCUUCCAGAAUCAAUAGGUGCCUGGAGGAAGGGGCAAACGAGUUUUUCCUGAAACCAGUACGGCUAUCAGACAUGAGCAAGCUGAAGCCCCACAUAAUGAAGAGCAGGUGCAAGGAGCACUACCACCAGGAGGAAGAAGACGACCUCCUAAGCAACAGCGAUAGCAACACCAGCAGUAACCCCACAAACAACAGCAGCGGCACCGAUACCAUCAGUAACCCCACAAAUAACAGCAGCGACACCACAGACAACAGCAGCGGAGAUAGCAGCAGCGCCCGCAAGAGAAAGGCGGAGGCAGGCAAAGACGAAAUUUCACCCAAGACAAGCAGACCAAGGCACAGUUAGCAGCACAAAGAUUAUUUGACAGUUUUCUUUCUUGGUUCUUGAGUUCACUCGGGGUUUUGACAUCUGAUUUGUAACACCUAUGCUAGCUCUAGUUUGCAAAACAGAAUGGAAUCCGUAAACGGAGACUGCUUCAGUUCCAGUAGACCAUUCUUCUAUGUAACACCUCCGAACACCUCCUUGUGGUAACGAGCCACUGAACACCGGACAACAUAGUAAGACCACGAUUUUAUAAACAGCUGGCUACAGUUUUCAUCCA